AUGUAUGACAUUCCAGAGAGAUUAAAAUAUACAGAUCAAGAAUUCACAUCGAUCGGGCGGGCGGCGGGGCGAGCUACAUGGUACCGAGCUACGGGCUACGGAGUUACGGGCUACGGAGCUACGGGCUACGGAGCUACGGGCUACGGAGCUACGGGCUACGGUGCUACGGGCUACGGAGUUACGGGCUACGGAGCUACGGGCUACGGAGCUACGGGCUACGGUGCUACGGGCUACGGAGCUACGGGCUACGGAGCUACGGGCUACGGAGCUACGGGCUACGGAGCUAUGGGCUACGGAGCUACGGGCUACGGAGCUACGGGCUACGGAGCUACGGGCUACGGAGCUACGGGCUACGGUGCUACGGGCUACGGAGUUACGGGCUACGGAGCUACGGGCUACGGUGCUACGGGCUACGGAGCUACGGGCUACGGAGCUACGGGCUACGGAGUUACGGGCUACGGAGCUACGGGCUACGGUGCUACGGGCUACGGUGCUACGGGCUACGGAGCUACGGGCUACGGAGCUACGGGCUACGGAGCAACGGGCUACGGAGCUACGGGCUACGGAGCUACGGGCUACGGAGCUACGGGCUACGGAGCUACGGGCUACGGAGCUACGGGCUACGGAGCUACGGGCUACGGAGCUACGGGCUACGGAGCUACGGUGCUACGGGCUACGGAGCUACGGGCUACGGAGCUACGGGCUACGGACCUACGGGCUACGGGCUGCGGAGUGCUACGAAGUGCUACGUAUUGUACUGUACAUUAA
Messenger RNA from Aricia agestis (brown argus), 768 nucleotides. Its product is annotated as ATP-dependent RNA helicase glh-2-like. The record is from RefSeq and is a predicted model, not a curated record. Bases 1 to 768 code for a protein of 255 amino acids. NCBI's taxonomy places the organism in Eukaryota, Metazoa, Arthropoda, Insecta, Lepidoptera, Lycaenidae. The transcript is spliced from 2 exons.